Anguilla anguilla (European eel) is the source of this 3176-nucleotide messenger RNA. Its product is annotated as polypeptide N-acetylgalactosaminyltransferase-like 6. The coding region runs from base 1045 to 2847 and encodes 600 amino acids. Gene Ontology annotation, cellular component: Golgi apparatus. The record is from RefSeq and is a predicted model, not a curated record. The transcript has 13 exons. Lineage: Eukaryota; Metazoa; Chordata; Actinopteri; Anguilliformes; Anguillidae.
ACAUUAAUAGCGGCUUCGUAUGAAAGAAUGUAAUUGUCUGCACGGUCUGCAGACCCAACUCUGCAGAAAGCGUUCGAACGAGCGCACAGUCAGGUGUUUUCGACAUGACACCACAACCAAACAGAUCAACUCAGUGGGCACGGAUCGAUUCAGUAGGAGCGCCACUGUGAUAUUUUUUCUUAGUUGUAAAGGGGAUUUGCGAACGUAGGCCUUCUUCACGCAAUUUGUCUGGGGUUCUGCUUUGUGGAGGCGCGUGUCAGAAAGUGCAAUUGAACAAUAUAGACACUUUACUACACCACAAUGACAUUAGAAUAAUGUUACCAUUUGCAAUAUUUCAUAAUUUAAGAGAGAAAAAAACACUUGGUUAUCACCUAGGCUACUGGUUUGGUUCGCCUCUCUCUCGUCAUACCCGUACAUCACUCCAAAGUCAUUACAAAAUAUUGCCAUCCCUUAUCCACCUCUGUAAAACAGGCUGCUAUUUCGAGGCAGUAGCUGUUCUGCUGCUGGUCCUGACGACAACGAGAAUAACUGCCGUGAGGUUUGCGCGCUGCCCACUGGACUCCGCUAGCUUUUAAUAGAUCAGCAAGCUUUCAGAAUGUUUCCAUGCUAAUGUGUUGUACACGUGGUUCACAGCUACAAUAUCUGAACUGUGGCGUCCUAUCGAAGGCAAAGUGCGAACGGGAGUCCUACUCGGUCUUUGUGUGCGAGAAAUGCGAAGCAUAAAGAAUUCGCCCGUGCGGUUUAGCCUAUUGAGAACAUAGAUCGAACUCUGUUUCCUCGAUGUAUGUGAACGAGGGCUUGUCCUGCGAUAGCCUCGUGCACAGCAAAAUUGGUGUUUGCCAGCAUGAACGAUGAGGAAACGAUAAUCUAACGACAACCGGCGCUGAUGCCACAACAUGCAAAUCAGGUUCCACGGUGAAAGUUUGCCAACUGUUCCUGAGGACUGCGCUCAAAUAACCGAUCUAACAAUUAAGAGGACAUCACAUUCUGAAGACGGGAACCGUAUUUAAAGUGGGGAUUUUAUCUCAACGUCGUGCUUUCGCAAUGAAGAGAAGGCAGAAGCGAGUGCUACAGUUUACCUUUCUAUUCAUGGUGGCAUUGAUUUUCUUGCCAAACAUUGGUCUGUGGUCCUUAUACAAAGACAAGCGGCAGAUCAAGUCACCGGAGACGGGUGAGCAGGGAUUUUCGUUCGGCCCCAGCGAAGGACACGUGGCCGCCUGGACGGACGGCCUGAGGAGAAGGGACUGGCACGACAGCGAAAGCAUCAGACGGGAGGAAAUGCGCGUGGGUAAAGGUGAACAAGGAAAGCCGUACCCGCUCAGCGAGGACGAGUGCGACGACUCCGCGUACAAGGAGAACGGCUUCAACAUCUACGUCAGCGACAACAUCGCCCUGGACCGGUCCCUGCCAGACAUCCGGCACCCGAACUGCAAGCAGAAGCUCUACCUGGAGAACCUGCCCAACACCAGCAUCAUCAUUCCAUUCCACAACGAAGGCUGGUCGUCUCUCCUGAGGACCAUACACAGCAUCGUCAACCGCACGCCCGACCACCUGAUCGCCGAGAUCAUCCUCGUGGACGACUUCAGCGACAGAGAGCACCUGAAAGCGCGUUUGGAGGUGUACAUGGCGCGCUUCCCGAAGGUGAGGAUUGUCCGGACCAGGAAGAGGGAGGGACUCAUUCGCACGCGGCUUCUGGGAGCUGCCACGGCCAAAGGAGAGGUCCUCACCUUCCUGGAUUCUCACUGUGAGGCCAAUGUAAACUGGCUGCCACCUCUGCUCGACCGGAUUGCGCAGAGCCCCAAGACCAUCGUGUGCCCCAUGAUCGACGUCAUCGACCACAACCACUUCGGGUACGAGGCGCAGGCGGGGGACGCCAUGCGGGGAGCCUUCGACUGGGAGAUGUACUACAAGCGCAUCCCCAUCCCCCCCGAACUGCAGAGCUCGGACCCCAGCGAGCCCUACGAGUCUCCGGUGAUGGCUGGGGGCCUUUUUGCAGUCAAUCGACAGUGGUUCUGGGAACUGGGGGGCUAUGACACAGGACUGGAGAUUUGGGGAGGGGAGCAGUUUGAAAUCUCAUUCAAGGUCUGGAUGUGUGGCGGAAGCAUGUAUGACGUGCCAUGCUCCAGGGUUGGCCACAUCUACCGGAAAUAUGUGCCCUAUAAAGUGCCAUCUGGUACCAGCCUUGCCAGGAACCUGAAGCGCGUGGCGGAGACGUGGAUGGACGAGUACGCCGAGUUCAUCUACCAGCGGCGGCCCGAGUACCGCCACCUGUCCACGGGCGACCUGGCCGCCCAGAAGGAGCUCCGCCGCCGCCUCAGGUGCCGCGACUUCCGCUGGUACAUGAGCACGGUGGCCUGGGACCUGGCCAAGUACUACCCCCCCGUGGAGCCCCCGCCCGCGGCCUGGGGGGAGAUCCGGAGCGCGGCGUCUGGCCAGUGCAUAGACAGCAAGCACGGCGCCACGGGGACCGAGCUGCGGCUGGACGCGUGUCUGAAGGAGGGAGCGGAGAGAACGUGGGCACACGAGCAGGUCUUUACGUUUGGCUGGAGAGAGGACAUCAGGCCUGGCGACCCGCUGCACACCCGGAAGUUCUGCUUCGACGCCAUCUCCCAAAGCAGCCCGGUGACGCUGUACGACUGUCACGGCAUGAAGGGGAACCAGCACUGGAGCUACAGGAAGGAUAAGUCUCUCUACCACCUCGUGAGCAGCAGCUGCAUGGACUGCAGUCCGGGCGAUAAGAAGAUUUUCAUGAGCAAGUGCAACCCGCAGUCUGAGACGCAGCAGUGGCUGUUCCAGCACGUCAACGCCACCGUCCUGGACAAAUUCAACAGCGCCGUCAGCUCCUAGGAACUGCCCGGGACAACAACCCAAAGGGACAACAGACCGAUCUGACGUACCUCCCCAAAAGCCCCGCUGCGGGACUGGUCUUCGGGAGUCGUGUUUUGCUUCUGCUGGUGGUGCUCUCUCAGGAUUUAUUGUAAUAGAAAAAAUAAUAAUUAUAAUAAUAAAGCGCGAAUAACAGACGGCCGGACGCUGGCCAGAAUGAAUGCAUGAGAUCUCCACGAGCACCUUGCUGGUCAAGGACAAGCAGACAUGAACUGCACUCUUCAGACCUGGGGUCAGCCUCGGGCCCAAGCCCUGCUGUAGAGCAGGAAGGACUGGAUUUGGGGAUUUGG